AUGCCGGUUACAUCCCCUGAAGUACAGUUAAUGUCCAAAACUCAAGCUCUUCAGAGGGUCGGAGAUGAAGAAGAUCAUGAGGAGCAUUCUGUGCUAUUGUUAAUAUUUGCCUAUAUAAAUGCAACUCUUGGCGGAGCUGCGGGCCAGUCGCGACCCGCGGCAGCACUUCUCAGCCCUUGGGCGGUCGAUGGGACUAGGCGCCACGGAGCCGGGGGCGGCGCCCUUCCGGGAGACUUGGGCGGUGCAGGAGCCCACCAUGGAGGGGGUCUGGGACACGGCAGGCUGCAGGUCCCGAACCCUGCCCUCGGGGAGGCGACUGAGUCCCGGGGAGAAUUCGAGCGUGGUGCAUGCGGCCCGGCAGUGCUGGGGGACCUGGUGCAACCUCCGCACCUGCUGACCCGGGUGCUAAGCCCCUCACUGCCCUGGGCGGCGGCGCCCCCCGGCCGCUCCGUGUGCCAAGCCCGCGCCCGCCGGAACUCGCGCUGGUCAGUGAGCGCCGGGCGCAGCCCCGGUUCCCACCCGCGCCUCUCCCUCCACACCUCCACGCAAGAAGAGGGAGGCGGCUCCGGCCUCAGCCAGCCCAGAGCGGGACUCCCGCAGUGCCUUGGCGGGCUGAAGGGCUCCUCAAGCGCCGCCAGACUGGACGCCGAGGCGGAGGAGGCGCCGAGAGCAAGGGCUGCUAGCACGUUGUCACCUCUCACUAUGAAGGAGAGUCACCAGGAUAUGGAAUAGCCCCUGAAAAUAAAUCCCUUCAAAGAGGCAGCUAUGUUCUUUACAUCGCCGUUACCAAGAGGAUCGUCAUUCAAAUACACUAACCACUGACAAUGCUAACUAAUUGGGAGUAAAGGACCGGGCGGAAAGAUCAGCCAACCGCAGGCUACCGGCCAGC
Molecule: messenger RNA, 889 nt
Organism: Rhinopithecus roxellana (golden snub-nosed monkey)
Lineage: Eukaryota; Metazoa; Chordata; Mammalia; Primates; Cercopithecidae
Exons: 4
Coding region: 1-732 (243 amino acids)
Source: RefSeq, a predicted model, not a curated record